CAACAUGGAAAUGUCAACGGAGGAGUUUUCAUCUUGACGUAUUCUUUCGGCUGACGUGUCAGAUUUGCUUCCGUUCACUCUUGAGCUAGUGUUUAACCCCACUGUUACUGAGGGGUGAGAUCUGAAUCACAUGUGAGAUAUUGCAGAAGGAAAUGUUGACGGGAAAGUCUGGGGCCAACAUGACAGCUGUUUGUAAGGGGUGUGAGUGUGGCAGCAGUAAAUGCUUCAACAACAACAGCCUGGACUUGCACCAGCAGAUUGAGGAGCUACGUAGCCAGCUGCACCGUAGCAAUGUACACAUCUCCCAGAUAGAGCAUGAACUGAUGGAUAGUAAACAGGCUGCGGAGUACGAGGUGCUCAAGCUGCGAGAUGAACUCUCCAAACUGCGAGACAGAUAUGACAGACUGUUUGAGAGCCACAAAAGGUUGCAGAGAGUGAAUCAUAGCCUGGAAGAUAAACUUCUUAAAGUGGUUAAUAAAUAUGAGGGAGAGAAAAUGUCCGUUCAGAAAGAGGCUGCAUCUCUCACUUCCAAGCUGGUGGAUGCCAAAGUCACCAUCUGUGACCUAGAGGAGGAAAAUGAGAGGUACAGAAAUGACUGUAACCUGGCUGUACAACUUCUUCAGUGCAAACCCUCAAAUUUUGUGGCCCACAAGUUAACAGCGCUUCCACUGGACCUUCAAGAGAGAGUUAAAAGUCACAUGACUCAAGAGCAGAUCAUCAACAUGGAGGACGCUUCAAGGAAACUUGAAACCAGGUUGAUACGUGUUCCCAUGCAGACAUUUCCUCCUACAGCUAUGGUCUACUCUAUCAAUGACCACACUAACCAGUCAGACGAGGAGAAUAAACUAGCCAAUGAGGAGUCUGUUCCAAUGACACUGAUAGCUAAGGUUCUGACACAACCAGAGCCGACCCGUAAGCCUAGAAGAACAUACAUCUGUUACAAGUGUAAACUAGACGUGGUGUAUUUGGACAAACAGGUGCAGACAUGUGGGGAAAUGGACAGAAAUGGACAUGUGCCCGGAAACAUCAAAGUUCACAGGUCAAACAGUAACAGGGUCAGAUUGAACUCUACAGAGACAGAUAUCAUGUGACAUCAGCAAAGCAUAAGACAGCAUAAUAGUGCAAAUGUUGAAAGUUGGCUUGUCUCGUGAAAUCUCACGUCAAUAAUUACAAAUUAUAGAUGUAAUGGCUGUGGCACUCAUACAUAUAUUUGUUAGUAGGCUAUGUUACAAAUAAGCCUUGCUGGCAUUGUGAAUCAGGCCUUGCUGGCAUUGUGAAUCAGGCCGUGCUGGCUUUGUGAAUCAGGCCGUGCUGGCUUUGUGAAUCAGGCCUUGCUGGCUUUGUGAAUCAGGCCAUGCUGGCUUUGUGAAUCAGGCCGUGCUGGCUUUGUGAAUCAGGCCGUGCUGGCUUUGUGAAUCAGGCCGUACUGGCUUUGUGAAUCAGGCCGUUCUUGUGGAAUGUGCCCAGUACACUGCCAAUACCAUCAAAGGCCUUAGCGGUAGUCUCUGGACAAUCUGUCCGUGUUUAACUUUUUAAGAAGUCAAGGGCUGUCAUCUGGAUAUGGACAGUCAAAUCAAAAUUGCUAACAUGGAGUUGCACAUUCUCAGGUGUGUGUCACACUUGCUUUCUGCUAACAUCUCUUCUAUUAUAAACUGCAAAGCCCAUGGUUGCUAUCGGGCUUGCAAGCAAAAAUCACUUCCCUUGACUUAUGUUUUUAAGUAUUAAAGUGAUAUUGCCAUCACUGCUGAAAUGCAUAGAGCUGCUGUUCUAGGGAAUUCCAUAUUGAGAAAUGGUAUAUAAAAUAUGGAGACAGUGCUAUUGGGCACAUUGUUUAACUGCCUUAAGAAGGCAUUAAAGAUAUAUAUCAUAUUUAAGCAUAAAUUUGUCAUGGAAUUUUUUAAGUAAAAAAGAAACCAGUAAAAUAUGAUGAUGUUUGUGCAUUUAUUGAUAUGUCCUUAAGAUCAUAAAACAAGGAUCUCCUGACAUAUCUGUGUUGGACAGUAAUAAUAAGGCAGCUACCAGUUCAUGUAUAGACUUUUUUUUUAAUAUUUGACUUAGGUAUUACUGUAAUUCUUCAACCUUUUCACAUGUUUGCAAGGUGUUUGUUUAUGCAAAUUCUGAGAACAUUACUCUUUGUAUACUGAUAAAAUUAUACCUUUGUGAAGCCAUGAAAUUGGCCAGUCGAACCAAUGUAGUUUUACCUCUGAAGUCAAAUUCAAAAUUUGCCUAAAUUUGCUCUUCUAUAUGCAAAAAGAUUGAGGAAUUAGGAUACAUACACGUGGAGUUCUGAUACCAUUGCAAAUAAAAUUGAACCAAUUAUGAAUUGCAGUCAAUACCUCUUUGUUGGGGAUUUAUAUUGAAAUAUUGGUACAAAAAAAAACAUGUCGUUCAUAAAUAUUGAAAUGGUUAUGCCUGAGAUUUCCAGGCCAAAAAAACCCCCAUAUUUGGAUCUUCUUAUUCAAGAACUUUAUGACUGAUUUUUAAUAGUAAUGUGCACAGGCAAAGUUAAUAUUUUGUGAAAGGCAAUUAUUUUAUUAUUAUUAUCUUUAAGUACUCCAUUUAUUAUUCAUUAUUCAUUAAUGUGCAUGUGUGGAGGUAGGGAUGAAGAGAGGGCCAUUUUUUUCCCUUUUUUUCACUCAUUGUUACAAUACUUGUUGGCCUAUUCUUCCAUGUCACUAAGGAUGUAAAUUACUUAAUACCAACAAUAUAGUUAUUGAAUGUCAACAAUACCAUAAAUUCUGCUUUCAAAUCAAUCUUAAGAAAAUCACUCCAACAGUGCUUUGCUGACCCAAAAAAUCUAAGCUUGACUACAGCAAUGUUAUGCGAAGAACAUGUCACCAGUCCUGAGUAUUGUUCAUGUAUACAAUAUGCUUAGCCUACAUCUUAAUUUAUUCCAUUCCAAAUGUGAACAGUAUUAUGUGUACUGUUGUAAAUAUCAGGCUUACUUUGUGUUGUUGUGAUGGAUGGCAUGACAG
Messenger RNA from Liolophura sinensis, 2975 nucleotides. RefSeq names its product brain-enriched guanylate kinase-associated protein-like. The record is from RefSeq and is a predicted model, not a curated record. Bases 153 to 1091 code for a protein of 312 amino acids. Lineage: Eukaryota; Metazoa; Mollusca; Polyplacophora; Chitonida; Chitonidae. The transcript is spliced from 8 exons.